Perca fluviatilis (European perch) is the source of this 3340-nucleotide messenger RNA. RefSeq names its product iroquois homeobox 6a (gene irx6a). The record is from RefSeq and is a predicted model, not a curated record. Gene Ontology annotation, cellular component: nucleus. Lineage: Eukaryota; Metazoa; Chordata; Actinopteri; Perciformes; Percidae. The transcript is spliced from 7 exons. The coding region runs from base 414 to 1949 and encodes 511 amino acids. Gene Ontology annotation, molecular function: DNA-binding transcription factor activity, RNA polymerase II-specific; RNA polymerase II cis-regulatory region sequence-specific DNA binding. Gene Ontology annotation, biological process: regulation of transcription by RNA polymerase II; neuron differentiation; cell development.
CGUGAUUGGCAAAGACAUUAUUCUAUCCUUGGUACCCUGCCGUUCCGGGAUUACAGUGACGUCACGCUGAUACCCUUGCAUGGAUGAAUGCUAAAGAACUAUAGAGCCACAAAUAAUAGCACAAGCAGAGUCCAUAUCUUGCAAGUCUUACGUUAUCCUUUAAGCCUCCUUCAGCGAACACAACAACAAUUUUUUUUUGCACUUAAUGACGCUUAAUUUCAUUUCUUAUCGGGUCCUUUGGGGGGGAUUAUUCAUUCAUAUAAAACAAUCUGCAGCUGGUACCAUCCUAAAGUCUCCCUCCAAUGAGUGAAGUCAUCUAUUAUUGAGCGAAAGGCCGUGCGUGGAAAUGUGUGUAAGACGGUGGAUUUGAAGUUGAAUUGGUUGCAAUCGAUCAAGGGUGAAGAAUAUUGCUGAUGGUAACAAAAGAAGCAGCUAUGUCUUUCUCGCAAUUUGGAUACCCCUACAAUGCAACUUCACAGUUUUUCGUGUCGGCAAACCCCAGUACGACUUGCUGCGAUUCGAUUUCCAGGUCGGUCUCUGACGGGACAGGCGGCACCCAGACCGCCGCUGCCGCCGCAGCCGCUGCUGCCUCCUUCUGCUGCCCGUCCUAUGAGAACCGGCUCCUGGCGAGCAGCCGGACGGAGCUGAACGCAGCACUGGGGAUGUACAGCUCUCCAUACGCCGCAGCGGCUGCCGCCAGCCAAAACUACGCCAACUACUUCCCCUACAGCACCGACCCAUCCGCUAUCUACUCCACUCUGAAUCCACAGUAUGACAUUAAGGACAGCACAGGCACUUUACACUCUGGCAUCACUCAAACCGCUGCAUACUAUCCUUAUGACCAUUCACUUGGACAGUAUCAAUAUGACAGAUACGGGACAGUGGACUUUAAUGGCACAGCCAGAAGAAAGAACGCGACUCGUGAAACCACCAGCACUCUGAAAACAUGGUUGUAUGAGCAUCGCAAGAACCCGUACCCCACCAAGGGAGAGAAGAUCAUGCUGGCCAUCAUCACCAAAAUGACCCUCACCCAGGUGUCCACCUGGUUCGCCAACGCCAGGAGGAGGCUAAAGAAGGAGAACAAGAUGACCUGGUCACCAAAGAAUAAGGCCACCGAUGACAGGAAGGACGACUUCAACAAGAGCGAGCAAGACUGUGUCACCAAAGAUUCUAGUGAUUGCAAGGAGGAGAAGGAUCUGCAUCUGAGUGAUCUGGAUGACAUGGACGACGACGACUGUGACAAGCUGGACAGUGACUGUGAAAAGGUGGCUGCCGAUGAGCACGACCUCCAGAGGAUCAUGGCAGUAUCUGGAGCCCCUCAAAAGAGAGACUGCAGCUCCGAGCUGCACCUGAGUUUAACUAACAGCUUCCACGCGUUCCCCUGCGCCAUCAAAAGUGUCUCCACCAUCCCUCCUCUCCCGUCUGACUUCCUGGAUCCUGUGUUGUCCAAGGCACCUUCCUCGACCGGCCCCGCGGGGACAGUGUCCCUGUCUCACUUUGAAGCAUCAGAUAAGCCUCGGAUUUGGUCUCUGGCACGUACGGCGGCUUCGGGGGUCAUACUGAGCCCUCAGCAGCAUGGCUCGGAGCUGAGGACAGGCAACACAACCGGGGACUGCCAGCUCCAGAGCGCCAGGCUUACCGGGGCUCUUACUGGACAGUGUGGGGCCAUGAGAGGCCUCCAUGAAUCGAGCAGUGCCACCAAUACUGAGAGCCCCUUCUCUGAGGGCUCAUCCUUGCACUCAAAAGUCUAUGGCAAUGGCAGCUACAGUCACAAGGACAUCCAACUGCACUGUUCAUCCUAUGCUGCACUCCCAGACACAUGUCAGUACUCCACUAUUGAAGGAUUCUCUGGUGGCAAAGCAGAGACACAGUCAUCUGACCUGAGCGAAGCCUGCGGGACCGUGCAGGAUGACAAGGUCACUGCGUUCAGACCGGUGAUGAAGAGGUGAAGCAGAUUGGUGUAACCUGUACCACAAUAAAUAAUGGGACAUUUCUUAUGCACUAAAGGACACACUGGCCGAGUCCUCAAUAUGACACUUGGGAGCUACCUGGCGCUGCUGCAGUGAGAAGCUGUCAAACUGUGGACGUGUCUAUCAUUUUGCACAACUUUGUUUUUAUGGUGUAAAAGACUAUAUGCAAAAAAAAUUCUAGAUGCGAAAGUAUGAGAAUGGCCAAAUGAAAACGGCCGGUUUUGUGUAUGGCAAUCGUGUAGUGUAGCAAACCUAUUUAUUUCUCUAUGUAUUUAUUAUUUUGUUAUCCUGUUUGUUUCUUAUCGGAUGUGUUUAUUGGUUGAAUUCGUAUCUCCUCUGAGUAUUUUGUUACAUGUUGCGUUUUACUGUGGCUUCGUGUCAUUUUGCCUGAUGUAAAAGAAAAAAAAAGAAGCUUGUCGGACAUAAAGUUGACCCUAAAAGGACCGGAUCCCCCUGUGUUGCGCGUGGACCUGGAGGAUUUUUGUCUUUGUGUUUAAAAUGUGAGCUUGUUCUGUGUUUGCCUAUCACGGCUUUCUUUUUUUUUUUCUAAGAAUACAUUUUUUUUUUUUCUUUCUAAGAGCUUUCCUUGUCUGUGUCAUGGUUAUUCAUUUUAGAUUUUAGAGCUCAACGUCCUGUCGGCCAAUUAAAACAUUUGCGGAUGUGCAUUUGAUCAAAGUUUAUCAUCUUGACUCGACAGCGUAAAGCCGCAGCGCUGAUGGAAGGUCAUAAUUCAGAGGAGGACGUGAGUGAAAUCCACAAGUUGCGGAAGAAAGGGGACAUCAUCCCUCUAUUGUCAGCAUCUAAUCAGAAGUGGCAUCGAACACUUUGUUACUGUUCAGGCCGAGCGACGAGGCAGGGACAUAGGAUGAAUGCUGCUUUGUCCCCUGUGUAGCGAGCCGCUGCACUAACUUAACAUUGUGUUAAUUAAAAGGUCAUUUGUAGGAUCAAACCCAGGCAGAGGAAUUCACAUGGUCCAUCAAAGUCCGUUUGAUUUGGCUGUUUUGCCUAUACAGUCCAUCUCGUUAUCGGAUAACUUUUGAGACUCUCCUACACACAGCUCUGUAAUAAGAUGAUCACUGUAGUGUGUGAUGCGCGCUGACGGCUAUGAACAACUUUUUCAUCCUCACAUUUCAAACUUUGAAAAUCAAACAGUUUUGUAGCAAACGACAAACGAGUGCUGUGUAAACCAAAUGCGGCUGGGAUGUGGAUUUUGACGCACCAUCCUACUGCACAAUCUACAAAAAAAAAAAAAGACUAGUGACAAGACUAGGCUAUGUGAAACGUGUUUUACUUUAAUUAUGUAAAAUAGGUCACUUGUGACUUUUUUUUUAAACAACUUGUCUGCCUAAAGAUAAAAGGAAAAAGCUGUU